Microthlaspi erraticum is the source of this 690-nucleotide messenger RNA. NCBI's taxonomy places the organism in Eukaryota, Viridiplantae, Streptophyta, Magnoliopsida, Brassicales, Brassicaceae. The record is from the annotation of a GenBank genome assembly.
AUGGCAAUGUACUUUAGCUCGAUAUCCGAGGCGGAAGAGAGACUCAAAUUCAAAUUGGUGGAGUGUGAUGUUGAUCCCGCUGUGGAAGUCUACAACAAGCCCCGGGUAAGGAUCUCCGUUGAGGGAUACGACACGUCGCUUCCUGAGGAUGACAUCAACAAGGCGUUGGUUAAACUCUUCGAGAAGGCGUUGCAGCUUGAGGGAAGUGACGUGGGAGGAUGGAAUGUCGCUGUGAAGGUUACACCGGAGGAAGACGAGGAGACUGAUCGUUAUCGACAUGCUCUGUUGGAGCAAGUGAGGUAUGACGAGAAAUAUAAGUUUGGCGUUGCCGUUUAUGGAUAUGACACGUCACUUCCUGACGAUGAUGUCAAGAGCGCUUUGGUGAAAGGUUUUUCUUCUUGCGGAGAUAUCACGUGUGUGCUUCUCGGUAGAGAGGACAAUAAAGCCUUGGUUUAUUUUACACAAGAAGACGCAGAAGGUAAGGCGCUGAAACUAAAUGGAAGUGAAGUGGGAGGACGGAAAGUAAGUGUUUUCCUCGCAGCGACAGUGAGAAGUUGUCGUUCCAGCUCCACCACUGCCUCCGGCUCCGGUCGUAUGUUUAACUAUUGUGUUCCAGCUCAUUGUAUCAUGUUGGCCAAAGAGAACAAUAAGAAGAUCAUGGCUUUUAAGAAGGAGAGGGGGAUGGUGUAG